AUGUUUAACUCACUCCUCUCCGGUACCGCUACACCCAACUCCGGUCGCUCAUCCCCUCCUGCCAGCGAAAUGGCCGCCGAACAUGAUCAAGUGGCCGUUGCGAGACCUGCGCCCCGCCGACGUCGCAUUGUAGUAGCAAUGACGGGCGCCACGGGCGCCAUGCUCGGAAUCAAAGUCCUGAUCGCCCUGCGUCGCCUGAACGUGGAGACCCAUCUGGUGCUCAGCAAAUGGGCGGAGGCCACCAUCAAGUACGAGACCGACUACCAUCCUUCCAACGUGCGUGCACUGGCCGACCACGUGCACAACAUCAACGACAUGGCGGCCCCGGUGUCGAGCGGCUCUUUCCGCGCCGACGGAAUGAUUGUGGUACCCUGCAGCAUGAAGACCCUGGCGGCUAUCCAUUCCGGCUUCUGCGACGAUCUGAUCUCCCGGACGGCGGAUGUGAUGCUCAAGGAGCGCCGGCGAUUGGUCCUGGUGGCGCGCGAGACGCCGUUGAGCGAGAUUCACCUGCGAAACAUGCUGGAGGUGACACGGGCUGGAGCCGUUAUCUUUCCGCCCGUGCCGGCGUUCUACAUCAAGGCCGGGGGAAUUGAGGAACUUAUCGAUCAGAGUGUCGGACGCAUGCUGGAUUUGUUCGACCUCGACACGGGGGAUUUCGAGCGAUGGAAUGGAUGGGAAAAGUGA
Molecule: messenger RNA, 684 nt
Organism: Aspergillus ibericus CBS 121593
Lineage: Eukaryota; Fungi; Ascomycota; Eurotiomycetes; Eurotiales; Aspergillaceae
Product: UbiX family flavin prenyltransferase
Exons: 1
Coding region: 1-684 (227 amino acids)
Molecular function (GO): carboxy-lyase activity
Source: RefSeq, a predicted model, not a curated record